AUGACAUACAUGUACGAAAAGCCUCAGUUCGUGCGUUUGUCCUUGCCUGAGAACAAGUUUUAUCCCCAGUAUGGAUUAUAUGUGUACGGUGAAGGAAUAUUUGCUGAAAAGUUAAGAAGAAUGUGGUUUGACGGUGUACCAGUUUUAUUUUUGCCAGGGACUUCAGGCAGUCACAUGCAAGCUAGAUCGUUUGCAUCAUUCGCUCUAAGAAAAUCUCUUUCUAAAGGCAAUCACUUCCAUUUCGACUUCUUCACAAUAAGUUACAAUGAAGAGUUGUCUGGUCUUUAUGGUGGGGUAUUGCAAAGUCAGACAAAAUUCGCCGCAGUUAGUAUUCAAAAGAUUUUAAGUCUAUAUAAACAAAAUAAAUAUAGAAAGGAUGUACCUACUUCCGUUAUACUAAUUGGACAUUCAAUGGGAGGACUAAUAGUAAAACGACUUUUAGCCUAUCCGAGUACAGUCAACACUACUUCCAUAGCAAUAACUUUGGCUGCACCUUUAGUUGCUCCCGUAGUUAAUGUAGAUGCAGAAAUGAAUGACUUUUAUGGGCUCAUGAACUAUGAAUGGAAUAAAUAUGUUAACAACAAUAUUGAAACCAAAAAGAAUAAAAUCAUGAUUAGCUUGGGAAAUGGACCUCGCGAUUUGCUAAUGCCGUCGGGAUUGACAUCGUCAAAUGAUUCUUAUAUAAAUGCACUUACUACCGCCGUGCCAGGCGUCUGGGUAUCACCAGAUCAUGUAAGCAUAGUCUGGUGCAAACAGCUGGUCCGUAUAAUAAAUAAAUUUCUCUUUUCUAUCAUUGAUCCAGUAACUGAACAGGUUGUACAAGACAAUGAGAUAUUGAUAUCAAGAGCCAGACAAUAUUUUCAGGCUAAUCGCUCAAUGAAAUUGAAUCCAGAUGUGGUACGUUCUGACAUGACAAUGAUCGCUGACGCCUUUUGGUACGAGGAUAACAGACGGAUUUAUCAAGUGUCACGGCGUCAGAUUGAUAAGACUACGUAUGUAAUGAUACGACUUGUCAAGUACCCGCAAAAUAGAUUUGUAGCCGUUGAGGGGGUUAAUAUUGAAAAUGAGGAAUGGAUAUUCGGAUGCAACGCUCAGUUUACAUAUAAUACCCAUAGAUAUUGCAAGCAAGCAACUUCCUUGUCCGAGUUAAGUCGUUGGACUGGUGCAGCUAAUAGCUCUGCCAAAAGGAAGUUGGCCACAGUAAAUCUUCAUAGCAUCAAAGAGCACUACCCUGACUGGAGUCACGUUAUCGUCAAAGUAUCGCCGACGAAAAAGCCGGUAAUAUUAAACGUCGAUAUAAACGACCACGCCUCGAGAGAAAUGUAUGUACGUGUACCAUCAUGGAUGUCUUUUGGGAAGACUAUAAUAAAGGAAGAAACCGAAUCAGAGAGUUUGUAUUAUGAACUGAUAUUGAGAGAUUUUAAUACAUUGCAUCAGGCGUACCUAUUGUAUGUGGAACCUACGGCAAGCUGUAAGGCCACUCAAUAUCAUGUUUCAGCCGAAAUGUUUGUGCCUUGGGCGCCAAAUUAUGAAUAUUAUCAUUAUUUUACGCAACUGAAGCAAAAACCUAUGAAAUUAAGACUAUUUAAAAGCAAUCCAAAUAUUGUUUAUGGAAUGGAAACUACAGAGCAUGUCAAAGUUACUUUAUUACUGGAUCCACAAUGCACUUACACUAUAAGCAUAGCACCAUCUUGGUACCAUCGUUUGGGUCAGCUCGUGCGCAAUUACAGCUCAGUAUUAUUCCCCUAUGCAGCUGGUGUGGUGCUUCUGGCAGUGAGAAGUAACAUAUGCGAACUACAAAAGCGUGGCAAUUGCCUUUCAAUGUACGGUGCACUGUGUAGUGAACGUGUCAAGCCGUAUUAUGUACUCGUGUCUGUUAAACUGGCUGCUGUGGCUUUGACAUCGUUUCCUAUCAUAACCUUUCUGUUUGAGAACUCAAGUUGGAAGAAUAUAGAAAUGCAGUAUUUCAUAAAUUCUCUGUUGAUUCUUCCGGCGUAUUUGACAGCGGUGGGCAUCGUCACUAUCACAGCGGCGGCAAUAAUGCUCGUUAUGAUAUUUUCCUCGCAGAUAGCUCAUAGGUUACUCUUUAGGAUUAUGUGGCGUGGCAGCUCAAACUUAACUGAGAAGAUUGCCUCGGGGCUGCAGAAAGUGCCCAUUGUAGUGACGGUCUCCAUGCUGUGUGCCGCGCCGCUGUCGUGUGGCGCCGCCGCGCUGGUUGUAGGCGCUGCCUUCUACUCCUUUAUGCUUUCGAAAAUGUACGAAGAUUACUUAGAAGAUUACGUGUACAAAUUAAUGGCGAAAAUAGCGUCAAAAGUGUGUAGGAUGUUUAAAAAAAAACAAUCUUCCGAAGAAGCGAAAAAUAGUCUUAUUGAAAGAGAUUCAAUAGAAACAUCUAGUCAAAGUAUCAACGAAGACCAAAAAUGUAAUAGUGAUAGAGAAAAAAUAAAACCUAUCGAAGUGUCUCAAAAUAAGGACGUAGUAGCAGGUACUGCUGCCGACACGAAAGAAAAUACGAAGGAUACACAAUACUUGGAAAAUAGAGAUAUAACUGUUGGUUCUAAUUCGGACGGUAUCGCUAACGAAAAGAAAUCAGAACAGUCAUCUAAAAGAAAAGAAAGCAAUAAUAGUGAAAAUAAUCUGGAUAUGCAUGAAGGUCUUAAUAAUUUGAAUUUUCACAUGAUGUUGUUCUUUAUGUGGCUUACAGUGACUUUAGUCAAUAUGCCCGCUCUGCUCACAUGGGCAAGAAAUUUCCGAUAUAGCAAGGUGUUAGAGACAGAUACAUCUUAUCAUACUGGUUUGGUUAUGUCGGCUUGUUCGGGCUAUGUAUGGCAAAUCAAUGGACCAAGGAAACAUUUAAGAAGCUACGAGACAGUAUCAGCGUUACUCUUCACCAUGGCAGUAAUCAUAUUAGUAUUAGGUCCUCUGUAUCUUCCAAUCGUCAAUUAUGGAGUUACUUUUAUGUUUGUUACUUUAACUGUUCAGCAAAUGUUUGAUAAAGAGAAAGUUAUUCAUUCUAAAGGCAUCGCUGGUCAAAGACGUGAUAAAGACAAUGAGGAAUUUAGUGAAGAGAAACAGAAUAGUAAAGAGUCUAGUGAACAAACUGAAACAUCUACAUCUGGUGAUAAAUGUAAUGUAUGCAGUGAAAGUAGAAUUUAUAACUUAUUUCAAAAUCUUAGAGAGAAAUUUAGUUUCAUCGAAAAUUUAUAG
Messenger RNA from Arctia plantaginis, 3207 nucleotides. NCBI's taxonomy places the organism in Eukaryota, Metazoa, Arthropoda, Insecta, Lepidoptera, Erebidae. The record is from the annotation of a GenBank genome assembly.